UCAGACGGACUUGGAAUGCUUGUCCAAGAUACGAAACAUUCUACAAAAGCGAGUUUAACUCAUGGACUCCUUGUUGUGACGCAGUACAGCAACUCUGUUCCAAAGUUUGAUGACUAUUUUAAACAACUUUCAACUGCAGACGUUAAUGGUAGCAUUAUACUUGAACAAUUCUGGGAAUAUAAGUUCAACUGUAAAAUGACAGGAAGCAUCAAUAGAUGUUCUACUGGGUUGAAAUUGACUGAAAAUGAGGGAUUCUUCUCCUAUCGACCAGCAUCUAUGGUCAUUGACGCUGUGUACAGUUUUGCUCAUGCCCUUCAUAGACUCAUUCUGGCGGAGUGCCCCAAUGUGGCCCCAGGCAAGGCAAGAGAAUGCAUCAAGGGACAUGCUCUGCUAGGAUAUUUGAAAAAUGUCUCAUUCGACGGACGCCUGGGGAAGGUACAAUUUGAUAAAAAUGGUGACAUCAUGGGGAAAUAUGAAGUGAGGAAUGUUUACUUUGAAAACGGCCACUUCGAUUCAAGGCGUGUUGCUGAGUUAGACACUGCAUCGCAAACAUUGACUGUGGAUACAAAUUUGAUUCAGUGGCACCCGAACUUUACUAACUUUGUGGAAGGUUCGGAUAAGAUUCCGGAGACUGUUUGCAGUAAACCUUGCGCUGCUGGGUAUCAGCGGAUCCAAAUAUCGAACAAAUGUUGCUGGUCUUGCCGGAAAUGCCGUGCCAACGAAAUAACAAACUCAUCAGCGACUGAAUGCAUUCCCUGUGAAAUAUUCGAGUGGCCAGAACAGCGAACUUUUCGAAAAUGCGUCGAAAUAGAACCAGAUUACAUCAAGUGGACCUCUUCCUUGGCUAUUAUUAUGUCUUUACUAGCUUUAAUUGGAAUUAUCAUUUGCCUAGUUGUGAUGGUCCUCUUUUACAAAAUUAAGAGUGAUAAACUCAUCAAAGCUUCAAGUAUUGAGCUGAUGUAUCUCAUCUUAACAGGGUCUACGCUAGGCCUGGUCAUAGUCUUCAUAUUCCUCGCCAAACCCUCUGAACUCAUUUGUUACAUCCAGCAUUUCGGCUUUAACAUAACUUUCACCAUAACGUACUGCCCUCUGUUGGCGAAGACGAGAAGGAUAUACGCCAUCUUUAUCUCGGGGCGGACGUCUAAGGUGCCACCACGAUUCAUCCAUCUUACUGCUCAGAUUGUUAUUUGUGGGACACUCACCGGGUUUCAGAUCAUCCUGACAGUAGUCUCCGCCAUCUUGGAAACGCCUCAGCCUACGAAAUACAUGCCGAACGAGACAAAACCCUACGUGGAGCUAGGCUGCACGCUGCCGCGAUGGGGCCUGAUCGCCUCCCUCGGCUACAACGUCUGUCUGGUCCUGGCCUGCACAUUCUACGCAGUCAAGGCACGGAAGGUACCGCAGAACUUUAACGAAACACGUUUCAUCAGCUUCAACGUGUAUACAACAUUGAUCCUAUGGCUAGCUUUCAUACCAACGUAUUUCACAGCCAGUAGCGAGUUCUCAAAGGUGUUGUUUCUGAUCGUGGCCAUUAUUGUAAAUUCGUACGUUGUGCUCAUUUUGCUGUUUGUGCCGAAACUUUAUGCAGUAUUUUACGUCAGUGAUGACGAUUUGAAAUUCCUUCAAUCCCAGAUCGGACCGGACGGGUUUAGGUCUAGAACACCAUCGGCUGCGUCCAGAGUUUCCUCUCCAGCGCCAUCUCAGUUCACCUCACCUGCGCACCCUAACGGCCAUUUGGGAGAAAUGGGCAUAAGCAGCAUAGCCUAGGAAAAUCUCGUAUUGUACAUCUUGCGUACAACUUUAGCUUUUAAGCCCAUCUUACAUACAACAUUAGCUUUUAAACCCAAGAAAGAAGUGUCAUUUGUAUUGUCCUAAUUUCUUGGGUUUUAUGACACAAAGAACCAAGAUAUUGAAUAAAGCACUUGGGAAUAUGUCUACCGUACAUGUAAGCUUGGCAAGACAUAUUCGGCAAUUCUCACCGAAACUACUUUCAUGUCAGACCAUAACUCGCGUCUUCCUUUAAGGUGGAGAAUCUGAUGACAGUGACUCGGAAUACACUUUUUUUUGUUCUUCAAGCUCAGAAAUAUGUACAGUGGUGCAUUAAGGAUCAAGUAUAUCAAAGAAACCAACAAGCAGAUGAUGGUAAUUUGACGAUCCUUGGCAUUCUGAGAGUCACGUUGGUCUUGUGUUCUUCCCUGUUGUUUCCGAGCCUUGGCUGAUCUCGCCAUACCGACGAUGAUUGUUACGUUAAUGAUCAUCAGUAGGGAAAAUGGCAAGUACACAAGCAAUAUGUUUUCUUUGAGGUAAAUAUCAUUAAAAAUGGA
This is a messenger RNA of Lineus longissimus, 2324 nucleotides long. Its product is annotated as metabotropic glutamate receptor 3-like. Lineage: Eukaryota; Metazoa; Nemertea; Pilidiophora; Heteronemertea; Lineidae. Gene Ontology annotation, biological process: G protein-coupled glutamate receptor signaling pathway; regulation of synaptic transmission, glutamatergic. Gene Ontology annotation, cellular component: plasma membrane. The transcript is spliced from 2 exons. Gene Ontology annotation, molecular function: group II metabotropic glutamate receptor activity. The record is from RefSeq and is a predicted model, not a curated record. The coding region runs from base 16 to 1767 and encodes 583 amino acids.